CUUAUUUGAACUUGACCGCGUUGAGAACGCUCUCAGUGCGCGUGAGUGUGUUUUGAACGCAGGGAGGCGGGUCUUCGCGGACUGAGGCUCACCACGCUCGCGCUCGGUUCAUAUCACGCGUUAUUCUCGUCUAUGUAUGUCGGAGCGAUGUUUCUCUGUCGGAGGAACGCGUCUGGAGCGGCUUUAUUACUGCAGCGUCUGCAAGUAACGUUACCGAGCCGCGCAUUGCGUAACUACAGCUGCUCUCGUGUUUACCGGAGAUUAACGGCAAGCAAAGCCGUACUAUUCCGUUCGCGCUUGUACGACACGACUCCGUUCGGAUCGCCGCUGGAUCUCGGUGUUCACGCGCGAAUGGCGGUGUUCGCUUUGAACGCUGACGCGCCGCGACGCGAAUACAGCGACGCGAGGACCGGCGAUCGGAGCGUCCUUAAACUCCGUGAACUCGAGUCGUUUCUAUCCGUUCGUUCUUCAGCUCCAGUCGCGAUCCGGUCCCGACGAUCAUCCACGACGCCCGGGAAGACGCAGGACGAACGCGCCGCUAACGUGACGCAAACGGAUCAGGUGUCAUCUGUGUCCGGCGCUGAAGGUCAGAGGUCAGGUGAGGAGCCCAGUAAGACGCAGCAGCUCAGGAAGGUGUUUAAGGAGUACGGCGCGGUCGGAGUCUCUUUCCACAUCGGAAUCUCUCUCAUUUCUCUGGGAAUGUGCUACCUCGCCAUAUCCAGCGGGCUGGACGUGACGGCUCUGCUGUGUAAGCUGGGCUUCAGUGAGUCUGUGGUUCAGUCGCGGCUGGCUGCUGGCACCAGUACGUUUGUGUUAGCGUACGCCGUCCACAAGCUCUUGGCUCCGCUGCGGAUCAGCAUCACGCUGGUGUGUGUGCCUCUGAUCGUCAGACACCUCCGGAGGACGGGACUCUUCAGAGCCGGUCCAAACCGUCCAUAAGCUCCUCUGUCCGCUCCACUCGUGACACUAACUCC
This is a messenger RNA of Carassius carassius (crucian carp), 974 nucleotides long. RefSeq names its product protein FAM210B, mitochondrial-like. The coding region runs from base 133 to 939 and encodes 268 amino acids. The transcript is spliced from 3 exons. Gene Ontology annotation, cellular component: mitochondrion. The record is from RefSeq and is a predicted model, not a curated record. NCBI's taxonomy places the organism in Eukaryota, Metazoa, Chordata, Actinopteri, Cypriniformes, Cyprinidae.